GUGAAAGUUACAUUGGCAAGAUUUUAGUAAAGUGACCAUAUUACACACUGCGUUUCUCAGCAAGUUGCUUGAAACUUUGGGUGACACUUUUUGCGUUAUGUAGAUGCAGUCCUCUAACCGAGUGCAAAUUGUCCUUUUAUUCUCAGAGGUGAAGUUUUGUACUACUCGUGUGGAUGAUCAGACUUCUGCUUGAGAAUGAUAUGAUCAGAUUUGGAAAAAGUAGAAUUCAAACUUGCUGCGGAGGACCGUGUUUGUGUCAUUUGUACGCAUCACGACCAAAGGGAAAAGCGGGUUUCAGAUAUGAAGAGUGGUGGCCGAUAUCAAAGAUUGCAUAGACAAGUAUGUGGACAAAAAGUGGGAGGGACAAGCGUGGUGGCGAGCAGACUAUGGUUAAUGGUCACGUUGGGUGCAACACUAUUGACUGUGGCUCUGACAAGGUCUGCAGCAAUGUACAGCGACAGUACAAUCGCUGAUGCCGCGACGUACCAAGCAAAACUGAUAAAGAAGACGUUGUCUUUGCAUCCAACCCAACACAGUUUCAACGGAUACAGUGGGCCCUGGUUAGAGAACGUGUUUUAUGAUGCGUGGCUUACGUUGGAGCCUAGGCCUUCACGUAUCUACGUUCCAGUAGCAUGGACUGAUUCCAUGCAUAUCAAAACUCUCAGAUUGCACAUGCAGCAGGUGAUCAAUCAGCUGAAUCCAAUGUUCAAGUACUUCACAGUUAUGCAAGCUAGCCUAGGGUUCAAUCAUCCGCUGUUGAAUCU
Molecule: messenger RNA, 764 nt
Organism: Coccomyxa subellipsoidea C-169
Lineage: Eukaryota; Viridiplantae; Chlorophyta; Trebouxiophyceae; Coccomyxaceae
Exons: 2
Source: RefSeq, a predicted model, not a curated record